Closterium sp. Naga37s-1 is the source of this 3033-nucleotide messenger RNA. NCBI's taxonomy places the organism in Eukaryota, Viridiplantae, Streptophyta, Zygnematophyceae, Desmidiales, Closteriaceae. The record is from the annotation of a GenBank genome assembly.
AUGCCAUUGCCACGUCACCACUUUGUGCCAUGCUGGCAGGCAGCGGUGCGGACUCUCCUCCUCCAGGGGCUGGUGGACGAGGAGCCCAAGGUCCAGUCAGCCGUGGGCCUCGCGAUUGCACACGUGGCAUCCUGUGAUUGGCCGGAGGAGUGGCCGGAGCUGAUGGAUCAUCUCAUGGCCGCCCUGGCUGACACUGCCCACCCCGACAGAGGUGGGGCGGGGAUUGGGGGGGAAGGGGAAAGAGCAGGAAAAAGGGGAGGGGAGGUAUGGGUAGUGGCAGCGGCAGUGGAGUGUCUGUCUCUCUUCGCAGAGGAGAUUGAUGAUGCACAGCUGCCUGCGCUUGUGCCCAAGCUCUUCCCCCCCAUCUUCGCCAUCGUCUCAAACCCCAACCAGGCAUACCGUCCAUCGGCGCGCAGAGGAGCUCUGAGCGUGCUGAGAGCCACCGUGGCCACUCUGGGCAUCAUGAGCGCCGUGUACCAGGAAGAGAGCAAGGCGAUCAUCAGCGAGUCCUUGCCUGCAUGGGUGGCUCAGUUCUCCGCCAUUCUCUCCUCGCCGCUCUCACAGCAUGACCCCCAAGACUGGGGCAUCCGGAAAGAGGUGCUCCGCUGCUUGACUCAGCUCAUCCAACAUUUUCCUGCUCUGCUGGAAUCGACAAUGCCAGGCAUCCUAGCAGCGCUGUGGCAGAGCUAUGUGUCGGGCAUCCCCCUGUACGAGCGACUGCUGGUGGCGGGCUUGCCUCUCCUGCCCCCCUCUGCUGCUGCAGCCGGGGAUGCAGGGGCAGCAGGGGGGGCUGCCAGCAGUGACGCCUCACAGGCUGGAGCUGGGGCAGGGGUGGCCGCGGAGGGGGGAGGGGGUGGGGGAGAAGGGUAUGAGUCAGCAGCUGACGAGCUAUCAGCGCUUGCCAUUCAGGCCUUUGAGUUCCUCCUGACGUUAGCAACCAAUUCCAGAUUCCAAAAGGGCCUGCAAGGCACAACAGAGGCGUUGGUCUACUUCGCCAUUGCCUACAUGCAGAUCACCGCAGCUCAGGAGGAGGAGUGGCAGCGUGACACUAACGAGUUUGUCUCAGAGGAGGACGACGAGGCCAUCAGCUGCCGCACCUCCGCUGCUGCACUGCUAGAGGAGCUGGUGGCGGAGUUCAAGGAUGAGGCGGUGCAGGGUAUAUCCACGGCGGUCCAGAGACGGCUUGGAGACACGGUGGUCAACCCCACGGAGCAUGCUCCUGCCUGGUGGAAGUUGCGAGAGGCAGCCAUCUUUGCUGCAGGUUCAGUCGCCGACACAUUUCUUCAGUACGAGAUGGAGGGCAAGCCAGUGUUUGACUCCAAGGCCUUCCUCGAUGCUCUGCUCUUGCAUGAUCUGGGCCCAAACGGAGCAGUCAACUUUCCCUUCCUCUACUGUCGCUGCCUCUGGGCCGCUGCUAGGUUCGCCUCUGACGCACCGACGGAGAAGAAGGUGCAGCUGCUGCGCGUGGCAGCAGAGGCUCUCAGCCAGGACAGGCCGCUGGUGAUCCGCAUAGGGGCGUGCCGAGCGCUGUCACGCCUGGCGCCCAACAUGCAAGCGGAGGACCUCCGGCCUGUGCUGCCCGCCAUCUACACCGGCAUCAGCCACAUGCUGCCCGAGGGAUCGGACGACACGCUUCAUCUUGCUCUCGAGUUGCUCACUGCUGUCAUCCGCUCAGACGCGGAGGUGACGGCGCAGAUGGAGCCGGUGGUGACGUCAGCGCUACUGGGCAUAUGGGCGGAGCACGUGAACGACCCGGUGAUCAGCUCUGAUACCAGUGACGCCCUCGAAGCCAUGGCCGACCUCCCCGCCUGCAUUGAUUCCAUCCUGCACAAAGCCAUCCCCCCGCUCUCCUCCAUCUUCUCCAAGCCAGAGGAGCAACCCAACGGUUUGGUGGCUGGAGGAAUGGAGCUACUGACAAUGCUUCUCAAGCGCACCCCCCCACCACUCGUCCGCCCAGUCUUCGAUGCCCUGUUUGCCCCACUAGCAGCGGUGGUGCUGCAGUCUGACGACCACACGGAGCUGCAGAACGGGGCGGAGGCACUGGCCAUGUUUGUGCGCAAGGGGGGAGAGGAGCUGGUGGCUGGCAGUGCUGACCCUGACGGCACCAUGAAGACCCUGCUCGAUGCUGCCGCCAAGCUUCUAAGCCCACAGCUGGAGCCGUCAGCGUCUCUCUUCGUGGGGCCACUGCUAGUGCAGCUCAUCCGGCGCGUGCCCUCGCGCAUGGCACCGCACCUGCAGGCGCUGGUGGCGGCCAUUGUGCACCGCAUGGCAGCCAAGCGCAUGCCCUCGCUCUCCGUCUCGCUGCUGCUCGUCUUCGCACGCCUGGUGCACUGGGCAUCACCGGACGUGCGCCCGCUGGUAGACCUGCUCUCGGCGAUGCCCCUGCCAGGCCACCCGUCGGCUCUCCACUUCCUGCUCUCCGAAUGGGCCAUGUACCACAGGGACAUACAUGGAGUGUAUCACAGCAAGGUGGCGUCAGCAGCCCUAGCGCUGCUGCUGGCCUCACGUGACCCGCGCCUGCUGCAAGUGCCCGUGCAGGGCCGGCUGGUGGCGACGUCCAAGGGCGUUGUCACUCGCUCGCGAGCGCGAGUGGUGGCGGACAAGUGGACAGAAAUGGCGUUUCCAGCUAAGGGCCUGUCACUGCUGGCAGGUGUGCUGCUGGAGGCGAAGGAGGAGGGCGAGCAGGCAGAGGCGUUGAGAGGGCAGGAUCGAGACAUAGAUGAGGACGACGAGGGAAGUGAGGAGGGAGGGGAGAAUGGCAAGGGGGGGAGGGAGGGGCUGGAGGGGCUGCCACCGGUGUUUGCUUCAGCGGAGCUCUUCUCGCACCUGUUGGACCAGGAGUUUGGUGAGGAUGCAGGAGAUGAUGACGACGAUGCUCUUGACGAUCCACUCAACCAGAUCAACCUGCCUGUGCUGAUUGCUGACGUCAUCAGGCAGCUAGCAACUCAAGAUCCAAAUCUCUUCCAGGCACUUUCUCAGGAGCUUACAGCGAGAGAGCGAUCAACCAUUCAGUCCACCCUCAAUGGCUCGUGA